Colletes gigas is the source of this 2495-nucleotide messenger RNA. Its product is annotated as glutathione-specific gamma-glutamylcyclotransferase 1. Gene Ontology annotation, cellular component: cytoplasm. Gene Ontology annotation, molecular function: glutathione specific gamma-glutamylcyclotransferase activity; gamma-glutamylcyclotransferase activity. Bases 1011 to 1751 code for a protein of 246 amino acids. NCBI's taxonomy places the organism in Eukaryota, Metazoa, Arthropoda, Insecta, Hymenoptera, Colletidae. The record is from RefSeq and is a predicted model, not a curated record. The transcript has 4 exons. Gene Ontology annotation, biological process: glutathione catabolic process.
CGUAGUUUACUUAUUUCCCUCUUCGUCACUGUGCUCCCAUGCUUCAAGCGAGUGGACGGCGCGUCCGACGAACUGGCAGUUUCAGUCAAACUUCGACGCGUGGCGGACGUUUCGUUGUGGAUCUUCAAAAUUUCGUUUGUCCAAAUUGCAGUAAUUCCAAUGAAACGUCUAAAAACAUUGCAUCGAUCGAUACGAUUCACUGGAAACUCGAUACAAAAGGGAAUUACAAAAUUCGAUCAUCGGACACUUCAUUCAAUCACUUCCCUCGAACAAAAGUUUUCACACGAAAUUUCUACAAACGUCCAGACUCUCGUGGAAAAGUAGCAACAACCGGUCAAGAUUCAGAAAAAGAAGAAGCAAAAUUUAUUACCGGAAGGAUGGUACUGUCGACGUCGCGAAACCGCCAAUCGACAGGCGGAAAAAGAACGGACACGUGAUUGGACGAAUCGUGCGUUCCUCGAUGGUCAGAGAAUAAUAAACCCGCUAAGGAUAGUGGGAGGAAGGAAAUUAGAAUGUUGUAGUGGGAGUGAAAGUUUUUUAAUAAUUGAGCUUUAAAACACCCCAGUUGUCGUUGGAAUAAAAGCACAGUCGAGCCACGUGCCGUGCACUUGUCGAAUCGAUGACCGUUACGCGUUGCAAUUUCUCGAGAUAACGGAACAACAACGAUUAUUAAUUAUUAUUCUUGACGCUUAGACAAUUGAAAACUUUGGAAUUAUUCGCACACGAGGAUUAUUAGAUAUUGCGUAAAAAGUUCAUUCAAUGACCUCGAACAAUCCGUGGAUUAUAGUAAAUAUUUUGAAACACGCGCAUCUACGUAGAAGAAGCAAAUUUAAUAUUAUUCGCGCCAAAUUGCUUUGAUAUAUUAAUUGAAACGUUUAUGGAGGAUAAACGGAAAGCCACGUAAACGAAACUUGAUGCAAUAUACUUUGGUUGAAAAUCAAAGUUUGAUGACACGUUGGAAGGAAAAAAGUUGACUGUGAUUUCUUGUUACGCGUUUACGACGACUUAAGAUGGUUGAUAAUAGUAAUAGUAAUAACGAAUGCUGGAUAUUCGGAUACGGAUCCUUGUGCUGGCAUCCAGGAUUCGAGUACAAGAGAAGCAUGAUAGGACACGUGAAGGGCUUCUCGAGACGAUUUUGGCAAGGCAAUACAACUCAUCGCGGUACUGCCGAAAAACCUGGGCGCGUGGCCACGCUGGUAGAAGAAACAGAGGGUAUUGUUUAUGGACGAGCGUUUCAAGUUCAGGACAACACAGCGCUACCAUAUUUGAAGAAUCGCGAGUGCACAUUGGGGGGAUACGUCACGACGUUGUCAACGUUCUACAGUCGUGACGGGAAUAAAGACGUAACCGCGAUCAUUUUCAUUGCCACCUGUAAAAACGAACAAUGGCUCGGAGAGGCACCACUUAACAGCAUUGCCACGCAAAUUUCCGAGUGUUCUGGUCCAAGCGGACAUAACGUCGAAUAUCUUUUAAGAUUAGCGGAAUUUAUGCAUCGUUAUCUACCGGAAGCUCAAGACGAGCACCUAUUUACUCUGGAAUUGUUAGUGCGCUCGCGGAUAAAAGAGGAAAAUAUGUGCCUGAGGUUCCUGAUGGGUGACCAAAAUUUCAACAUAGAUUUCGAUAACGAAGAAAUGGACAUUAGCGACGAAGAUGAGUUGGAUGAGGACGACGACGCGAACAAUCUUAGAGAGAAUACGUUCCAAUUUAUCUUAAGAGUACCUGACAAGACUUUGCGCUGCCUCAAAAUGUAGUUCACGCGCGCAAUGUCAAUACUUAUCGAUUAUUUGGACCAUUUAGGGAUACGACAGAAACAAUUUCACGAAAAGAGUAUAGGAGAUGUUUUGUACCGUCUUUCGUAAAUAUUUAUAUGUCAAAGAUUGCGUAUCAUCUGAGAACAACGAACUGACUAGAAAAAAAACAAAAUACUUUGUUCUCAGACGCUUUCAGCUGCUGUACAAAUUAUGUUUUAAGAAUUACAGAAUGAUAUUUCGGCAGCUUCAACUUCGACUGAAUUAAAUAUAUUUUUGCACGCGUUGCUUUCAUUUUCGAAUGCGUCGUACACUAUUCGUCGCAUUCAUUUAUUCAUCGUUCAUUACGUAGUUGUACGAUUACAUAGAAUGACAAAUUUUGUACAUCUACGUGCGGAACUUUUGUGUGAUUGCGAAGUUAUUUGAAUACGAUAUCAUGUACGUGAUAACAUUAAAAGAAUUUUAUAUAAUUGUUGAAACCGACAAAGUAUAGGGUAAUAUAGAAAUGCAACUAAGAAACUACAAAGCUUAAAUUUAUCUGUUUGUAAUAUAUGAGGCUACAAAUUAGCAAGUAACUAUGCUGGAAUAAUCACUUCUUGCUUAAAUAUUGUCAGAAUAAACUGAGAUUUUAUAUGUUUCUGUAACGUUACCACGGAGUACUUCUACAGACGCAGAUAGAAGCGAAACUUGUUCGUUGCUCGUGGUAAUAUUAUAAAUACAUUUAAGAAAUAUAUACAAUUUCAUACA